Molecule: messenger RNA, 939 nt
Organism: Ostreococcus lucimarinus CCE9901
Lineage: Eukaryota; Viridiplantae; Chlorophyta; Mamiellophyceae; Mamiellales; Bathycoccaceae
Exons: 1
Coding region: 1-939 (312 amino acids)
Cellular component (GO): endoplasmic reticulum
Molecular function (GO): ubiquitin binding
Source: RefSeq, a predicted model, not a curated record
AUGUUUCAUGAUGGCGAUACAUCGCGUGGCGUGCAUUUCGUGCAGCUGUCACAUCGCGAGGCUGUCGCCUUUGCGCAACGAGAGACGAAGCUCUUGUUUGUCUACCUGCACGCGCCGGCGCACCACGAAUCGGAGCUUUUCUGCGCUCAGGUUCUCGCCGAUCCCACAAUGACGGCGUAUGUGAACCAAAAUUUCGUUGCAUGGGGUGGAAACGUGCGUGACGGUGACGCGUUCUCCUUGUCCGCAGGGCUGAAACCGACGGGGUAUCCGUGCGUGGCGAUUUUAGACUCUGUGUCCGGCGGAAGCGGAAGCGCGAGUUUGGUGAUGUCGUGCGAGGGGUUCAUUGAUGUUGAUGUUUUGAUUAGUGCGUGUGAAGAGGCGCUCGCUGGUCAGAACGCUAGCUUAGAUGACGCGCGCGCACGACACGCCGAAGUCGACGCCAGUCGGCGAUUAAGAGAGGAGCAAGACGCGGCGUUUGCCGAGUCUCUCGCUCGAGACGCGGCGCGCGCGAGAGAGUUGGACGCACAGCGUGAGGCGGAAGAGGCUGAACGUAGACGUGUGGAAGAGGAGCGGCGCGCGGUAGAAGAAGAGACAAAGAAAGCCGAAGAAGCCGAGCGUCAACGCGUCGAGGAGAUUGAAGCGCGGCGAGCCUCCAAGGCAUCGAAACUUCGUGAUGAACCAGCCGACGGCGCCGACGGCGUGUCAAAGCUCGCCGUCCGACUCCCAGACGGUUCUCGCGCCGAGCGUCGAUUUCAUAGCACGGAUACGAUUGCCGACGUCUACGAUUUUGUCGAUACGUUGGAAGAGCUCGACGAGGUCUCGUAUUCGUUGGUGACCAACUUUCCUCGACGAACGUUCGCGCGAAGCGAGCGCGUGUCUCUCGUCGACGCAGGAGUCCACCCGAAUGGCGCGAUGUUCGUACAAACUGAGUCUUCGUGA